GUCUAUGAUAACCACAAAUACAUAUAUAUGUAUAUGUAUCUCGUUGUAUAUAUAUCGUGCAUAUAGAGCACUUCUAGUAGCACCUUAAGUGGGUCAUGAAAAAACGAAAUCAAAUACCAGAUCGCUCAGAGACAUUAAAUAAAACCGAAUCCGCGCAGCGCAGUUCAGUGGAUUCGAGAAUAUCGCGCAGUGCAAUGCACACGGUUGACGGAGCUCGAGCGGAUAUGACGAGUGCGUAAAAGCUCGGUUUAUAAAAAAGGAGCAGUGUGUGCGAUAUCAAAUAUAAAGAAGUGUCCUGUGUUAAUAUAAGAUCGAACUAUAUAUAAUAUAUAAUGCCAGGAGCCGGCGCAAAAUUUGCGCUGCUUUUGGUCAUUGGCCUGUUGAUCGGCUCCAUCUUGUUGCCCUCUCAGAUCGAGGCCUAUUCUCAGGUACUGGUCAGUGGCAGUGGAGCUGCUACGGAUCAGGGACCGCGAAUAUUUAAAGCGCUGAAUACGGACUUGAUAUAUCCGAAAACCUUCAAUUCAAGCGAGAAUGUGGUGUCCACGACACCGGGAUUGCCCCUGCCCAUACCCUACAACCAUCAGCCGGAGCCAGCUAAAGAUUCGGCUGCGCCUGCGGAGUCGACAGCAGCUGUGGAGCAGCCUUCGGCUGUGUUUGUGACGCCUGUCAGUGUGAGCACAACGGAACUGCCAAUCGAAUCCAGCGAGGCACCAGCGGAGGGUUUGAUUGAGGCAGCUUCAACGGGACGUGCCGUGGACUAUCGUCCUGCAUAUCCUUUCGGACAGCUGAUAUCGCCGCUGAUGAAGGCGCGGCCCCAGCAAUUUAGUGCCAAGCCGCGUCCUUCGCAGAAUCACAUCUAUUCGAUGGGCAGUCGCCCAAAGGCGCCCAAGGCUGGCUAUAAACGUGGCCAAAUAGAUCGCUAUGCGCCUGGCCAGAAUGUUGCCGCGAACCUAUUCAAGGCUCAUAAUCAACAGCCAGGCAAGUUGGCAGCUGGCUCGAAUGUGGUGCCCUCGUACGUGUCCGGCAAGGAUACCUACUCCUUUCCACCGUUGAAUAACAAAUAUCCCUCGCCCUCGGAUGAUCCGAAGGCAGCUCAGCCAUCGGAUGCAGUUACCAGCUAUUUGCCUCCAGCAUCAGGCAACGACUUAAGCAACGCAGGCUAUGUGUAUCCUGGCCCAGUAAUUGGCUCGUCCGGCUAUUCCUAUCCAAAGCCUGCUAAUGGGGACAAAGUGCCCGCUGCUAGUACAGCGAGUGCUGCGCCUGCUGCAAUGCCAGACGAUGAUCCAGGGAAUGAUGAUGUGAUUGGUGUAUUGCCUGCCAGUGCCCAGGACAUGAUACCACCUUCUAACAAUCAAGCUGGCAAGGAUGCGGGCGCGGACGCAGCACCCGCUGAUGCGGGUGGUUCCGAUAGCGAUGGGGAUACAGGCGGUGGCGGCGAUGAUAUGGCUCUGCCACCUUUGCAAACAGAUGGUACUCGUCCCAGUGACGACAAUAAGUAUGAUCCCAAUAUGGAAUAUGCUACACCACCGCCUGGCUGGUUAGAGUCGCAUCCGGAAUCUGCGGUACCAAAGCCAGCAGACCACGACCAUGAUCAUGGUCACGAUCACGAUCACGAUCAUAUCCCUGAGCACAUUCCCGAGCACUAUUCGGAGCACGAGCACGGUCACGAUUAUGUGGAGCAUGCUCCACCUCCUCAUUUCCAUGAUCAUCAUCACGAUCACUACCCAGAAGUUUAUCCCUCGUAUGCAGAUGUUUCGUAUCCAGAGGUCAUUUACGAUCACCAUCCGCAUCAUCAUCAUCAUGUGGAGCCACCACCACCACCGCCACCACCGCCGCCACCACCACCACCACCGACUGAACCACCACCACCUCCACCACCUCCACCACCGCCGCCAGAGCCCCGUGUCAAGAAAUACAGUUAUUUCUAUAUUGGUCGCAAACUUUGGUACAUUCCACUGUACUUCACAGUAUGGUUUAGUUUCUACAUUCUUUGGCUGAUCAUCAAGUCUAUUGGCCGCCACAAGGUCAAUUUGCCAAAUCAUUACGUCACGCGGCGUAGUUUGCCCGAUUACUCACAGCAAAGUCGAGAUGAGCUCAUUAACGAGAUGACAGUUAAAGUGCUGGAUCAGAUAGAUAAUUUUAGGCAAAAAUAUUUGAACUGA
Molecule: messenger RNA, 2162 nt
Organism: Drosophila arizonae
Lineage: Eukaryota; Metazoa; Arthropoda; Insecta; Diptera; Drosophilidae
Source: RefSeq, a predicted model, not a curated record